Molecule: messenger RNA, 1309 nt
Organism: Fusarium odoratissimum NRRL 54006
Lineage: Eukaryota; Fungi; Ascomycota; Sordariomycetes; Hypocreales; Nectriaceae
Exons: 1
Coding region: 116-1159 (347 amino acids)
Biological process (GO): putrescine biosynthetic process
Molecular function (GO): agmatine deiminase activity; protein-arginine deiminase activity
Source: RefSeq, a predicted model, not a curated record
CUUGUCAGAAGGCAUAAAUAGCUAUCUAGGUCUCAAUUAUCGGAGUCAAAAACCCCUAGUUUUGUAAUCCACACACUUUCUUCUCGACUACCCUUGUCCCUACCUCACUUAAAAUAUGGCUUCUUCAACCGAUGAGACUUGGUACCUGCCAGCUGACACAGCUCCGCACCAGAGCCUUCUUAUGGCUUACCCCAAUACUACAUCUGAUAAUACUGGCAGUUUGCUUGAAAAUGCACAAGACGAAAUAAUCAGCAUUGCAAAUGCCAUUGCAGAAUUCGAGCCUGUCAUACUCUUAUCGAGCUCUGAAACUCUAGCAAGAGUCAAAUCCAGAGUGAAUCAGAAUGUUACCGUCCUGUGCGUUGAGCAAACGAGCCAUCUGUGGAUUCGAGACUUUGGCCCAAUUUUUGUUAAAUCUCGGAGCGGAAAAUCCAUCCGUGGGGUCGAUUUUAACUUCAACUACUGGGGAGCAAAACGUUCACCAUCUGGAGACGAAUUUAUCGCCAAAAUCGCGACCGAGCAUAUUACUGGUGGCGCCAAUUUGCGUGCGGAUAUUGUUGCCGAGGGCGGUGCAAUGGAAGUCGACGGUGAAGGUACUUUUAUGGCCGCUGAAAGUGCUAUUAUCAAUGACAACAGGAACCCCGGCAAGACCAGAGGCCAGAUUGAGGAUGAGCUGGCACGGCUGUUGGGGGUUCAUAAGUUUCUUUGGCUUGCCGGCGAGGUUGGUAAGGAGACAACGGACUGUCACAUCGACGCCCUGGCGCGAUUUGUCCGUCCCGGAGUUGUUCUCUUGAGCAAGCCAUCACCUCAAGGUACCGGAAAAUAUAUGGCCGCAUACGCGGACGCCAAGGCGAGGUUAUCUACAGCUACUGACGCCCUAGGCAAUAAAUUAGUGUUACAUGAUUGCCUUGAGCCUGAUUUAGACAAGCUGGAAAACAUUUCUAAAGGAGCGAAUUGUGUAGCUUCCUAUGUCAACUUCUUGGCUGUCAACGGAGGGAUCAUAAUUCCUCGAUUCGGCGACGAGGACAGAGACCUUCAAGCUUUUCAAUUAUUCGAAACACUGUUCCCUGAUCGGAAAGUUGUACAGGUUUAUAUUCACGCGCUACCACAUAUAGGGGGAGGAAUCCAUUGUGCGACUCAACAGGUCCCUGCCCUUGCUUAAUCUAUUGAACCUAACUAGGACUAUUUUAAAUAAAAUCAAUAUUAUUAUAACACAAGGCAAACAUAAAUGGAAAUUGCCUGUUUCAUAUAGCGAUACCUAUAUCAACAAAUCUAAGCCAAGGAGCCUAUAUCAAACAUACCAGGGAAGGCG